This is a messenger RNA of Telopea speciosissima, 1243 nucleotides long. Its product is annotated as DNA-(apurinic or apyrimidinic site) endonuclease. The transcript has 7 exons. Gene Ontology annotation, cellular component: nucleus. Gene Ontology annotation, molecular function: double-stranded DNA 3'-5' DNA exonuclease activity; DNA-(apurinic or apyrimidinic site) endonuclease activity; phosphoric diester hydrolase activity. Bases 230 to 880 code for a protein of 216 amino acids. Gene Ontology annotation, biological process: base-excision repair. NCBI's taxonomy places the organism in Eukaryota, Viridiplantae, Streptophyta, Magnoliopsida, Proteales, Proteaceae. The record is from RefSeq and is a predicted model, not a curated record.
CCCAUCAUCUUCAGUUUGCAGAUGUUACUAUUUUUUUUAUUUGUGAUAAUUAGAGUGUUUUUUUGGAUCUUUGCGGGUUGAGAAUUGAUUUGGUGAUACAUGUCUUGGUUGGCAUUCAACAGUGAGGCUGUCAUAACUCAUAAGUUUUUUUCCCCUUCCCAAUAACAUCAAGAAGUUCUUCCGAAGCUUUGGAUUGUGGAGAAAAUAUGCAUACACCAUUUUGACUUGAAUGUUUCAGUACAUUUGCAUACACUCAUAUCAUCUUUACUUUUUGGUAGCUUGUAAGCAUGAGCCAGAUGGCCGGGUAAUACUGGCUGAAUUUGAAUCAUUCCAUUUAUUGAACACAUAUGCGCCGAACAAUGGUUGGAAAGAGGAAGAAAACUCAUUCCAAAGGAGGAGAAAAUGGGAUAAAAGAAUUCUGGAGUUUGUUGUGCAGUCUUCAGACAAGCCUUUGAUUUGGUGUGGGGACCUGAAUGUUAGCCAUCAAGAGAUUGAUGUGAGUCAUCCAGAUUUUUUCAGCAGUGCAAAGCUAAAUGGAUACAUUCCUCCAAAUAAAGAGGACCGUGGACAGCCUGGGUUUACCUUAGCUGAAAGGAAGCGUUUCAGUACCAUACUAUCUGAGGGAAAGCUCAUAGAUGGAUACAGAUUCUUACACAAGGAAACGGACAUGGAGUGUGGCUUCUCAUGGUCUGGAAAUCCCAUUGGAAAAUACCGAGGGAAAAGAAUGAGAAUAGACUAUUUCAUAGCUUCUGAGAAACUCAAGGACAGGAUUGUUGCCUGUGAGAUGCAUGGAAAAGGCAUUGAAUUACAAGGAUUUUUUGGUAGUGAUCAUUGCCCUGUUUCCCUCGAGCUUUCACCUCCAAGUACGAAUUCCAACUAAUGCUGAUUUUUAUCUGGGGUUGGGGAGGGGUCUUUGCCUCUUCCUUUUGGUAUUUAUCAUAGUUGACCUGAUGCACAAGCAAGCCACAAAUUAUAGAGGUAUGCGUGUGCAUGCUUCAAGUUGGAAUUUCAUCCACUAGCUAUGGGUGUAAUGCUGUAACUCCUGCUCCUACAGCCCAAGAAGAUGGUGUAAAUGGGUAGAUUUUGGAUUAAUCAAGUUCUAGUCAUGUAGUGGUCUCAGGCAGAUCUGGUAACUGGGUCUCUUAUGCUCUCUAUGCUUCUUUGGCCCCCUCCGCCCCCAAAAGAAAAAAAGUUGGGUGGGGAUGAGAGGGGGAUCUGUUCUUUCUAUGCAUGGCUUUAUAUC